Cherax quadricarinatus is the source of this 1618-nucleotide messenger RNA. The record is from RefSeq and is a predicted model, not a curated record. NCBI's taxonomy places the organism in Eukaryota, Metazoa, Arthropoda, Malacostraca, Decapoda, Parastacidae.
CGUCAGUGUUAGUCUGGCAACAGUGGUGAGUGGUUGUGUCGCCUCUCGUGCACUGUCGCACCUCCACUUGGUUCUGUCUCUCUCCUAAUUAUCAUUAUAUGGGCGGUGACGGUAUGCAGAUUGUAUGUGUGGCUGACAUAGACACACAAGCUGGCACAGCUACGGUGGAACAACUACAGGAAGUUCAUGGUCACGAUAAUGUCAUAUUCGUCGCCUGUGACGUUACCAAAGAUGAUGAUUUUAAAGGUGCCUGGGACACAGGGGUGGAGAAGCUGGGCACUGUCUCACUACUCAUCAACAACGCGGGUAUUGGUAACGAACAGAACUGGCAGAAGACCAUUGAUGUUAACUUGCCAAACAUGCUAUCGUCGGCCUCACCAGGAGCUUAGGGUCUGAGUUCCAUCAUAAGAUCAGUGGUGUGAAGGUUCAAAGUCUGUGUCCUAGCCUGGUGAGAACCGACCUUGUCAUCAACUCCGUCAAGAACGCCUUUUCCCCUGAGGUGGCACAAACCUUGACCAAGUUCGCUGCUUCUCUCGCUGACAUGUCAGCGGAGACGGUGGCAGAGGCGCUAAUAAAGCUGUUAGAGGAAGGUCGUAACGGAGCUUGUAUGGUGGUAGUAGCUGACAAGACUCCCUUCUAUGUGGACUCUCCCAUACCUUCCUAGCUCCUGCUGCUCCUGCUGCUCCUGCUGCUCCUGCUGCUCCUGCUGCUCCUGCUGCCUUCUACUGACUCAAGCAACUUAGGUCAUUUGCCUCUGUGAAACAUCACUUGUUUAACAGCCACAGCAGCGAUAAUCACCACAAUUACUAUAAAGAUAACCCAGACGUCUUCACUUGAGCUAUCUCAGUCACCACCGUCUCUUGGUGGACGAUUUAACACAUAUAUUAACAUUUUAUGUAAGCUCUGCUGACUGGAGCGGAGUCGUCACAUGCGCAAGUACACGGCUGUACAGGCUAGAUAACAGAGUACAUAUAUGGACUCGUGUGUGAGUCAGCAGGGUUGUCCAGCGGACUUUUCACAUAAUUUGCCACUCUCAUGGUGUAAAAUUCUCAUUUCAUAUUGAUCCAUAUUGAAAACCGAUUAUCAUUCAUGUCUGGUUUAUCACUGUCUUAAAUAAUGUUUUUAUAAACUUUGGAAUUAACUUAAAGUAAUGUUAUGUUCUCUCUUUAUUUGACUUACAUUAUUUCUGAUGUAUUCACAAAAAUAGUAAAUUUUUGUAGGUUAUUUAAAUCUUAAAAGUCUUUACUGUUAUAAAUAAUUCUGAAGCCUCUGAGCUUCGAAAAAAACACACACACACACACACACACCACACACACACACACACACACACACACACACACACACACACACACACACACACACACACACACACACACACACAGGUGUCCCUGUUUGCAGAUGACGUGAAGUUGAUGAGAAGAAUUCACUCGAUCGAAGACCAGGCAGAACUACAAAGGAUCUGGACAGGCUGCAGACCUGGUCCAGCAACUGGCUCCUGGAGUUCAAUCCCACCAAGUGCAAAGUCAUGAAGAUUGGGGAAGGGCAAAGAAGGCCGCAGACGGAGUACAGUCUAGGGGGUCAGAGACUACAAACCUCACUCAAGGAAAAAGAUCUUGGG